UGUUGUGUAACGAAUGUGAAAUGUGUACGGUUAACUUUUGGGGGGGGGGUCGAAGAAAAAGAUCAGAUUUUAAAGGUUGUAAACCCCUCAUUUAAAACAGAAGGGUAAAUCCGAGCAGGAAGCGUCAGAACGUCACAAAACGUUCAUCAACCGAGCAGUUCCUGCUAGUCAGAAACGUGUUAAAUGUUUUAAAAAAAUAGCGUCUGUGCUCUUGUCUUUUUUUUGUUACGAGUGGUUUUCUUGGAGCUUUCAACCAGCAAAUGUUAAUCGGAACAAGACGGACACGGGCAAGUGAGCGGAGUAGAGUCGGCCACUUAUUUUUCAAAAGAGAGAAAAGUACGAAAAAAAAAUCCAGAGAAGGAGGGGGAUCCCCCGGGGAGGAAAUUCCCGGGCUGCUGGAUGGAAAUACGCCGAUUGCGAAAUGACAUGGAGGGAACGGAAUGGAUACAGUCAGUCACUGCCCCCAGGACAAGGUUUAACCUCUUCAUAUUUACUAACUGCCUGUCGGAGUGAACACUUCAGAGAAUCCACAUUUAGCUAAGGUGUCUCCCAUUAAUUAGCUUUCAAUAUCACUCUGAAAAUACGGACAAUUUGUGCUAAUUUCUGCAUUUUUAACAUUCUCUGCAACCUCUGAAUCAAAAUUGAGACAAUAAUCAAUAUAUAUUUUGAGACUGAGGGUCGACUUUUUUGGCAACUUUUUUUAAACAAUUUGACACAGCACACAAUGUCUUCGCUUAGAUAUCUCUUUUUCUAAAAACUUACAAGAAUUUCGAGAAGAAAAUCCCGACUGAUCGCUUUCCUCCCCUCCCCUCCCUUUCCGAGUCGAGUAGGGGGAGGUCGCACUGGGAACAGCACUUAUAUACAAUGUCUGUGGAUGGCGAUGAGAAUGGGGAGCAGCAGGAGAGCCGGCUCCCGAAGGCCAGGCUGAGAAGCUACAACACCAUCACCACCUUCUACCACGAAACCCUGCAGGAAGUGGGCCGCCUGAGUCGGGAGCUCGCCCUGAAGGACGGCCUGGUCAAAGAGCUGCAGACUCGCCUGGCCGCCUACGAGGGCAGCAUCGCGGUCAGUUUCGGCCAGGAGCCCGGGGUCAGCUUCGGCCCGUCCGGCUCCCUUGUGGACUGUCUGCUGCAAGAGGUGGGUAAAAUCAAAAAGGAACUGGCGGAUUCAGCAAGGAUUUGGCAGCAAGAGAACACCAAGCUGAAAGAGGAUCUGCAGGUGGUUCAGUUGCGCCUCAGGGAGAAGGAACGUGAAGUGGAGCAGAUGGUGGGCAGCUCAAAGCAUGAGGUGGCCAGUGAGAUUGCUCGACUGCGCCAAACCCUGCGGGACAAGGAGAGGCUCAAUGCCACCCAGAAGCUAUGGUGCCGCUCACUGGCAGAUGAGACCGAACAGCUACAGCUGCGGCUGGCCAGCACUGCAGACAUGUGCCAACAGUUGGCACAGCAACUGGAGAAGCAGCGGGCAAAGACUGGGCACGGGAUGGAGAAGGAACAGAACCAUGCCAAACAGGACGGCGAUGCACUACCGCCACGUCAGGCAGAUUCACCAGACAGCAACAUUUGCCGACUGCAAGAGGAGAACCAAACACUGAAACAGAAAGUCCUUUAUGUGGAAGACCUUAAUGCCAAAUGGCAAAAGUACGACAUCAGCCGAGAGGAGUACGUUAAGAACCUUCACCACCAGCUGAAAGAUCUUAAGUCCAGGGUGGACCGAACUGGACUUGGUGCCCCUCAGGCUAACGAGAACGUGCUGCAGCAGGAGAUCUUGCGACUAAACCGGCUGCUGGAGGAGAGUAUGAAGGAAUGUGGUCGCCUCGCAGUAUUCCGGGAUGGCCUUGACAAGGAGAGGGUGACCAUUCAGCAACUCCGUGAUGAACUACAAGCCGCACAGGCAGCUGAAGCUGCUGCUAACGAGAGAGUGCAAAUGCUGGAGCAACAGGUUCUUGUCUACAAAGAUGAUUUCAAUUCUGAACGGGAGGACCGCGAACGGGCUCAAAGCCGGAUUCAGGAGCUCGAGGAAGAAAUGGCUUGCCUGAGGUUACAGUUGCCAGGGAAACAGGAACACCGGGAUGCAGCUGCCCAUCACCACGGCAGGGUCAGCCCCUACUACUUGGAGCCCAAUGUGCCAGCCCCAUUGCUUGGUAAUAGCGCAGAGACACCAGCGAAGAUCUCUCGACCCUUACUGUCCAGUGGGAGCUCAGGUGCUGAGGCCAGACAACAAGGACUUCUGCAGUGCCCCAAGUGCAUGAGGCUAUUUAACGAUGAGGUGAGCGACGAGUGCCUCAGGCACAUCUCCGAGUGCUGCCAGUGAACCUACCCAUCUCUUGGAUCAAACCACCAGCAGCAAACGUUGAGUCUGAUGUGCCUUCACCAUGGGUCUUCCCAUUGACACUGAUUACACCAUGUUAGCACCAUUUGUGAUGACUCAUACUGAAGCAGUUCAUGUCCAAAGGCAGAAAGACCUGGACAUAAGCUAUUGAUAGACUAACAUCAAGAAAAUUCCUGGAUUUACAGGAAAAACCUGCACAACAGUAACUUUAAACAUUUCAUACAAAUGCUUCAUCAAUUGCUUUCUCGAUCAUAAGGUCAGAAAUUGGGAGAUUCACUGCUUUUUUUUGAAUUGUUCAGUAUCAUCCAUGAUUCCUCAGGUACUGAAGCAGUCCAUAUGCAGCAAGACUUGGACAACAACCAAGAGAAUGGAGAAGCCGUGGCAAGCAACAUUCAGAGCACGCAACUAGCAGGCAUUGGCCAUCUGAACAAGAGAGAAUCUAACCAUUAUCCCUUUGACAUUCAAUGGCACUACCAAUACUGAAUUGCCCACUAUCAACAUCCUCACAGGUCACCACUGACCAGGGAUUGGAUAGGACAAGCCUUGUAAAUGCAGUGACUACUAGUAGGUCAGAGGUUGGGAAUCCUGCAGUGAGUAACUCCCCUCCUGACUCCUCAAAGCCUGUCUAUCAUCUAUCGCACACAAGUUAGGAGUGUGAUGGAAUACU
Rhincodon typus (whale shark) is the source of this 2995-nucleotide messenger RNA. It is a transcript of the gene tnip2, whose product is annotated as TNFAIP3 interacting protein 2. Gene Ontology annotation, molecular function: K63-linked polyubiquitin modification-dependent protein binding. The record is from RefSeq and is a predicted model, not a curated record. The coding region runs from base 865 to 2310 and encodes 481 amino acids. The transcript is spliced from 6 exons. Gene Ontology annotation, biological process: regulation of transcription by RNA polymerase II; cellular response to lipopolysaccharide. NCBI's taxonomy places the organism in Eukaryota, Metazoa, Chordata, Chondrichthyes, Orectolobiformes, Rhincodontidae.